AUGAGAGACGUAAGAAAGGAAGAAAUUGAUAUCUUAAAAAUAAUAUUUAGAGCGAAUUUAUCCGUGGAUGAGAACGCGUUACGAGUUACAACAGUAUUUGGAAUGCUGCGGUUUGUGUUUGACAGCGGGUAUCCGGAUGUAUCACCAGUUUUAGAUGUUGAGUAUGAGAAUGGUAAAUCGUCUGAACAGGUCAUUAACUACUUAAAUGAGCGUUCAAGCAUUCACACUGGUAAGCCCAUGAUAUAUCCACUGGUAAUGGACUUCCUCCAAUACCACGAGCGCUCCAGAGAGCAAAAUACUAAAGAUAUCGGUUAUUCUGUGGAAACAUCGUACGAAGUUGUUGAUAAAACCGAUAUGCGGGUCACUGAAGAGGAAUUUUAUGAAUGGGUUAAUUCUAACAAGCCGGCGCCUGUUUUAGAGACCGGAAUCUCGGGAAAAGAAUUUUUCUUGAGAGUGAAAGGAAAUUAUCAGGAGGAUGAUGCGUGAGGUUUAGUCAAUAUCCAGGCUCAAAGAGUGUUCUUGUCACUCAAAAUCGAAUAUUUGUGGACUAAAAAAAAGCACUCACAAAUUUGCUGUGCAUAUGCUACUAAAGAGAUGAAAAUGAUUUCUUGUCCCGCGAGAACGUCGCUUAUUCAGCGCAACGAAUGUGAUAAUUAAAUAUUUUUGAUACA
This is a messenger RNA of Vavraia culicis subsp. floridensis, 671 nucleotides long. RefSeq lists its product as uncharacterized. The record is from RefSeq and is a predicted model, not a curated record. Lineage: Eukaryota; Fungi; Microsporidia; Pleistophoridae. The transcript has a single exon. Bases 1 to 486 code for a protein of 161 amino acids.